Messenger RNA from Baudoinia panamericana UAMH 10762, 548 nucleotides. RefSeq lists its product as uncharacterized. NCBI's taxonomy places the organism in Eukaryota, Fungi, Ascomycota, Dothideomycetes, Mycosphaerellales, Teratosphaeriaceae. The transcript has a single exon. Bases 22 to 360 code for a protein of 112 amino acids. The record is from RefSeq and is a predicted model, not a curated record.
UACUGUCAGCUUGCCGCUGCCAUGUUUGGGUGUUGUCCUUGGGAUGGCAAGAGUAUACGGUGGUGGUUCGGUGACACAUGCUUGGCUGACUUAGUUCGUGGUGCACAGGUCACUGUUUCGGAUAGCAGAGGUCCUAUAGGUUGUUGUGCAAAUCCUUGCAGCACUAGAACUAAAAACAUGGUACGACUCUAUUUACUCCUCGUGCUACCCAGCAGCAACUGGAGCAGACACUCCGCGCAUCAGCGAAAGCCCUCCACGAAAGGAGCGUACUUCAAGUCUCGAGAGGGCAGCAGACAGUCUCCUCAUUUAUGGGUUUGGUGUCGUCACUACGAGGGACAUGACAGUAUAUACCGACGGUAACUGUACAUACCUGCUAUCACCAAAAGCUGGCUACUGAGACCACCAUUCUAAGUCUGUCCACAAUUACAAGCUUCCAACACCAACCAAACAGACUCUCGAAAUGCCUCUAGACCCGCGAUCUUCGACAGUGGACGCAAAGGCGUCGGACGCCUAUACCUGGCCGGCACCUUUCUCGUCUUUCACGGCAU